CUGUCUCCAUGUGCGCUUGGAGGGACUCCAGUCGGGGCGGAAAUAUUUUUUCUCCCUUGACCUGUCUGUCGUUCGAGGUAAAAUUAGUUUCAAAGGCCUGACGUGUCCCGAACCGUACAGCGUGCCUUGGCCAAACCACCUGAAGGGAUGGCAGUGGAUGAAAGAUGAGCUGCACUUCAACCUGAAUGCCCCCAUCACCGAGCACCUCCGGAACAGAUGCGGUGGCGUCAAGGCGGACCAGGAGUAUGAACCUACGUUGAGGAUUAUCGAGCUUGAGGAUGACCUGUGGCCGUCCAUCGAGUGCCCUGUUGAGUUUAAACUGAAUGAAGCGGCCUUUCUUGCAUGUCUUCUUAAUGGUGUAGAGGCUGAUGCAACUUCUUCCUUGGCAGUGCAGAAGUAUUUGCUUGUCAAGAAGUCAACACUCAUGGAAGGCAAUUUUAAUUUUCAACCAAGGCACCCUGGAAGUUCCACUUCGGUGCUUGGAGCAUCCCUUUAUAACUGCAGCGUCGUGAACAUCCCAUUGAAGCCGCCCAAUGAAACCUCCUUGUCUAAGAUUCUAUCCCAUCCCGAACAAAUGUUGGGACGUAGAGUUGACGCUCUGCCGGCUCCGGGUAACGUGACAUCAACGUGGCAGAGGUCGGAGCACCCUCUCGUGUUCCGAUCUUUGGAAAGUCCUCGCUGGACCAACGAGCAGCGCACCUGCACGUUGCCGCGGUACUGACACGCCUUGCUUCGCGGCGCGUUAAUGACGUCGCAGUAAUAAGGUUAAUGUUUAUACCACUGUUUUAAUAUUCUGGUUUAUGAUAAUAUGUGUUCUUUUGACGGAAGUAUGACUCGUUUUAUUAGCCUGUUUUGAUAUUUUUAAAUCAAAGUACACGACUUUUCGUUGCAGAUUCGAGAAUGAGUUUUUAGUACUAGGGGUGUGCGGAUAUUGCUUCAAAUCGAAUAGCACAGCGUGAUCCCUAGCUUCUGCACUUUUAAGAUCAGCCAGUAGCUCGUUGCUUUCCUUUCCAGUGGGGAGCCUAUGGAGAGUCUUAGAAUAUGGGGCCCUAACGUUUUGGUUCCCCCGAAGAGUUGGGGCCGCCUAAUCUAAAACUCCCUAAUGACGCAAUACUAUUCGACUCGAACCAGUAUUCGCUCACCCCGAGUUCUACUUUAUUUUAUGCGAGACACGGCCUGUCUGCUGAAGCAAACGUUUUUGCCAACACCUGGGUGCUGUUAAUUGUUUUCCCACUGGCUUACACAUGCGGCAUAGGUUUAUUCAUAUAUGGCAUGUAAUGCAUGACAUGCAAGUUUUUCAUUUGUGUAAUAAAGUUAACGUGUAACAAA
Molecule: messenger RNA, 1329 nt
Organism: Ixodes scapularis (black-legged tick)
Lineage: Eukaryota; Metazoa; Arthropoda; Arachnida; Ixodida; Ixodidae
Exons: 5
Coding region: 158-721 (187 amino acids)
Source: RefSeq, a predicted model, not a curated record